AUGGAGCUGAAAGUAUGGGUAGAAGGUAUACAGCGAAUUGUAUGUGGUGUUACAGAAACCACUACAUGUCAGGAUGUAGUAUAUGCUCUUGCCCAUGCUACGGGACAAACAGGUAGAUUUACUCUAGUAGAGAGAUGGAGAACCAAUGAGCGUCUUUUAGCUCCAUAUGAAAAUCCUUUAAAGAUUCUAAUGAAGUGGGGAGAAUAUUCCUCAGAAGUUCAGUUAAUAUUACGGCGUUCUACACCAGAAAAUAAUAAAGCUCCUAGCUCAUUAGGAACUCGUUUAAAUCAUGGUUCACGAUCAAAUGGUAUAGUGAGUUCUACCUCAGAACAUAUCACAGCUAAUAUUGGACAAGAUGAUACCAAGAAUACUACAACUCCAAAUUCUGAAUUUGAUGAUUUGCAAGGAUGUCUUGAUAGAAAUCGUGAUAUUAGAAAAUCAUUAACAUUUGGAGGUUUGCAUGGAAAUGUUAUGGAAAAUAAUACAGAAAUUCAAAUGGAAAAUGUUGCCAUAGUUCAACCUACACCACAUUUAAAAAAUAAGGAAUUAAACAUACGAAAAAAUAUACAAAAACCAGCUCAGUCUCCUACCCGUGCUAGUAGCAGUGAAAGUAACACACAUUUAUCACAAAAGAAAGUGCGUGAAGUUCCCCCAUAUAGGGAUCCUCCAGGUCCAGCUUCACCACCUUUACGAACUUUACCCCCAUACAGAGAUCCUCCACCACCUAAUUUAAAUAGUCCUGGAAGAUCACAGUUUCAAUCUAAUACAAAUAUUGGAAGUCCUCAUGUUCAUAAAGAAGAUCAACCAUCUUCCAGUAAUUCUGUCAAACUAAAGAGAAAUCUCAUUCAGGAAUUUCAAGAUACAAAAGGACAAACUCAGUCUGUAAAUCAGUUAUCUGGUCAAGCUCAAAAUAUGGUUACUGUUGCUUACACUCAACGAUAUGUGGAACUUAUUAGACUAGUCAAUAAGCAACGUGAUACUAUUAAUGCACAGCAAGCAGAUCUUACUAAAUUUGAUGCUGAAAUAUUAUACUGGGAAACUAAAAACAGGGAGCAAAUGCAUGAAAUGGAUUUCAUUUCUCAAGAAGUAAGUCGUAUGGAAUCUACAGGACGACUUAUUGAAGAACAGCUAAAAGAAUUAGCGCAUGUGGAAGAAGAAAGUGAAAUAGUUAGACAACAAGAAAAAACAUUAAAAUCAGAAAUCACUUUGCUAAGAUCAAAACUUGCAAAUUGUGAAACAGAGUUACUUCAGUGUAAAAAUAAAAUCAGAUUAGUCAUGGAAGAGCUUGUCAUAGAACAAAACAAUAUAAGUCGCGAAACAGACGAACGGCAAAUAAUGGAACGUAAAAUCAUUACUGAAGUUGAACAUCUUCAAAAUGAAGUAGAACAAGCUAAACGUUCUGCUGAGUUAGCUUCGCAAUGUGCGGAAUCGCUAAAACUUGAAGUAGUAAAUUUAGAAUCAGCAAUUGUUGAGAAAAAAUUACAAGUCGAACGAUUAGUAGCGGAUAUGAAAGAAGCUAAUUUACAAAGUUUAGCUGUUGCUUGCCAAGAUGAACAAGUCAAGUCAUUACUUGAAGGUGCCCAUAAACCCGGCAGUACGCGUAAAAUGAUCGGUUCCCCGAGACAAUUGGAGACUGCAGUACCUACCAGCAAAAAUCCGCAUGGUGUUUGGGUAUAA
Molecule: messenger RNA, 1677 nt
Organism: Habropoda laboriosa
Lineage: Eukaryota; Metazoa; Arthropoda; Insecta; Hymenoptera; Apidae
Gene: RASSF8
Product: ras association domain-containing protein 8
Exons: 9
Coding region: 1-1677 (558 amino acids)
Biological process (GO): signal transduction
Source: RefSeq, a predicted model, not a curated record